This is a messenger RNA of Vespula vulgaris, 1136 nucleotides long. RefSeq names its product ejaculatory bulb-specific protein 3-like. The coding region runs from base 670 to 1041 and encodes 123 amino acids. Lineage: Eukaryota; Metazoa; Arthropoda; Insecta; Hymenoptera; Vespidae. The record is from RefSeq and is a predicted model, not a curated record. The transcript is spliced from 4 exons.
AAUGUCCUCUAUUAACGUUUGACACUUCUGCCAAGACAUCCUGUACAUAUAUAUAUAUAUAUAUAUAUAUAUAUAUAUAUAUAUACAUAUACACAUGUCGAGAGUAUAACUAUUAAAUAUCCUACCUAUGGUAUUGUUAAAUAGUAUAAUGGAAAGAGACGCGAGAUAUGAUGUCGAUAGAUCCGAACGAGUUAAAAGCGCGUUCUUUUAUAUGAACGAAUAAAAACUAUUCGUCUUGUACAUUGACUCGUUUACCUAAUUAAGUACGCUCCUUAAGUUUUUAAGAUCGGUGUUACUUAUCUUCAAGAACGAGAGAAUCGCAACUAAGCGAUUUCUCCUGACGUAAUCCGAGGGUAAUAAAGUGUGUCAAUGCCCUAAUACGUCUUGCAUAUAAAUAACUUCACUGAAGCUUUUAACGUCGUUGUAAGCUGAAGACGCGGUCAUUGUCCACUUACAUAUCAAAUUAAUAAUUUUUGUUAUUUUAUUAAUUUGAAAAAAACCUACGUGAUUAAAAGAAUGAUUCCAGUCUCUCUUUUUCUCUCUCACCUAUAUAAAAGGUGACUUAACAUGAAUGCUAUUUGAUUAUCCAACUUUUGCCGAAGCAGGCAGAAGAAAGUGAAACUUUCGACUUAGUUUUUUUUUUCCAUCCAACAAGAAUUGCCGCGCAAAAUGACAAGGUAUCUGAUUAUUCUGGCAUUGGUGACAGUGGUUCUUGCAGCUGAAAAAUAUUCUAGCAAGUACGACGACGUUGAUGUGGAUAAAAUUCUUCGGAACGAUCGCGUCCUUACCAAUUAUAUUCGAUGUAUGCUCGACGAGGGUUCCUGCACCGCGGAAGGUCGUGAAUUGAAGAAAAUUCUACCUGAUGCACUUGCUACAGAUUGUACUAAAUGCAACGAGAAGCAAAAGGUUACAGCUGAAAAAGUUAUUAAUCAUCUUAAGACAAAAAGAUCGAAAGAUUGGGAUCGCCUAAUCACUAAAUAUGAUCCACGAGGUGAAUAUAAGCAACGUUUUGAAAAUCUGCCCAACAACAAGAAAGUUUAAGUAAGAAAUACGUCGGAUGAAACAGUAAGAAGAACGAUUACGCUAUUUCUGAGAAAAUAAUAGUAAAAGCAAUCAUUUAGGAGUAAUAAUAUAUA